This is a messenger RNA of Syngnathus typhle (broad-nosed pipefish), 1781 nucleotides long. RefSeq names its product serine/threonine-protein phosphatase 2B catalytic subunit gamma isoform-like. Gene Ontology annotation, molecular function: calmodulin-dependent protein phosphatase activity; calmodulin binding. The transcript has 14 exons. The record is from RefSeq and is a predicted model, not a curated record. Lineage: Eukaryota; Metazoa; Chordata; Actinopteri; Syngnathiformes; Syngnathidae. Gene Ontology annotation, cellular component: cytoplasm; calcineurin complex. Gene Ontology annotation, biological process: calcineurin-mediated signaling. Bases 89 to 1594 code for a protein of 501 amino acids.
CGGCGGCGAGACGCGCGGAGCCACGGCUAGCUCCUCGGCUAGUCAGGGCGUCAGUUCCCCGAGUUGUCUUGAUUCGUUUGGGCGCAAAAUGUCCACCAGAGAGUACAAAGUAUCCACCACGGAACGGCCCAUUAAAGCGGUGCCGUACCCACCGGGGACGCGUCUGUCGGUGACGGAGUUGUACACGGACGGGAAGCCUAACGUGGAGGUGCUGAAGGCGCAUCUGCUGAAGGAGGGACGGCUGGAGGAGGAGGCGGCCCUGCGCGUCAUCAAUGAGGCCACCGCCAUCCUGCGUCAGGAAAGCUGCAUGCUGGAUGUGGACGCACCCGUCACAGUAUGCGGCGACGUGCACGGGCAGUUCUUCGACCUGAUGAAGCUUUUCGAGGUGGGCGGCUCCCCCGGCAGCACCCGCUACCUGUUCCUGGGCGACUACGUGGACAGGGGCUACUUCAGCAUGGAGUGCGUCUUGUUCCUGUGGGCUCUGAAGAUCAACCACCCGGACACGGUGUUCCUGCUCAGGGGAAACCACGAGUGUCGACAUCUCACAGAGUACUUCACCUUUAAACACGAGUGCAAGAUGAAGUACUCGGAUUGUGUGUACGAGGCGUGCAUGGAGUCUUUCGACUGCCUCCCUCUGGCGGCCUUGCUCAACCAGCAGUUUUUGUGCGUCCACGGGGGUCUGAGUCCUGAGAUCGGCAGUCUGGACGACAUUCGCAAGCUGGAGCGCUUCAAAGAGCCGCCGGCCUUCGGGCCCAUGUGCGACCUGUUGUGGGCCGACCCCGGCGAGGACUACGGCACAGAGAAGAACCGGGACCACUUUAGCCACAACAGCGUGAGGGGCUGCUCAUACUUCUACAGCUACGCCGCCGUCUGCGACUUCCUGAUAAACAACAACCUGCUGUCUGUCAUCCGGGCGCACGAGGCGCAGGACGCCGGUUACCGCAUGUACAGGAAGAGCCAGACGACGGGCUUCCCGUCCCUCAUCACCAUCUUCUCCGCUCCAAACUACUUGGACGUGUACAACAACAAAGCUGCCGUGUUGAAGUACGAGAACAACGUGAUGAACAUCCGUCAGUUCAACUGCUCGCCACAUCCUUACUGGCUGCCCAACUUCAUGGACGUCUUUACGUGGUCGCUGCCUUUUGUCGGAGAGAAAGUGACGGAGAUGCUGGUCAACGUGUUGAACAUUUGCUCCGACGACGAGCUCAUGACAGACGCCGACGACGCAGGAGAAGGCGGCGCCCCCGCUGUCCGGAAGGAAGUCAUCCGGAACAAGAUCCGUGCCAUCGGGAAGAUGGCCCGAGUCUUCUCUGUGCUCAGAGAGGAGAACGAGAGCGUGCUGCAGCUCAAAGGCUUAACGCCGUCCGGAACGUUGCCGCUCGGCGUGUUGUCGGGAGGCCGGCGCACCCUGCAGAGCGCCACGGAGGAGGCGGAGGAAGCCGGAGGCGGCGACAACGACUUCAAGCCGCCGCCGCGUAGGAUCCAAAGUUUUGAGGAGGCGCGAGGCCUGGACCGCAUCAACGAGAGGAUGCCGCCGAGACGAGAUGGCCCCCGGGCCGCGCCGCUCGGUGACAGCGGAACGGACGAGGUUUAGCCCCUGGAAUCUUGCCCCGCCCCGCCCCACCCCACCACACACAGUCUCACACACACACACACACACACACACACACACAUACACAGAGUCACACACUUCCUCAUCCACGCUCGGACGCCGGCGGUGGACUUUUUGGUUUGCACCGGCAUAUGCGGUUUACAUCCUCAAUAAACAAGGCUAAAGCGCU